Messenger RNA from Candidula unifasciata, 1064 nucleotides. Lineage: Eukaryota; Metazoa; Mollusca; Gastropoda; Stylommatophora; Geomitridae. The record is from the annotation of a GenBank genome assembly.
CUAACUACAUAAUUAAGAACAUGAACAUGUCGGCUGAUCCCUGCGAAGACUUCAACGAGUUCGCCUGUGGUCGCUUCAUCAAAGAAACAAAUCUUCCAUCCGAUAAACAAAUCAUUACCAGCUUCUCUGCACUCCUCGACCAGAAUAGCCUCUUCAGAAACAUAAUACUUGAAGGAGGUCUUCCAUCUCAACCAAACUAUUACCGCAAAAUGAAAAGGUUUUAUAAGUCUUGUAAAGACGAAGCCCAAAUAGAAGCUGUGGGUCUAGAACCGUAUUUCAACGACACAGAAUUCACUGAUGACUGGCCCACACUCAACCCGGACUGGAAUGAGGCUAACUUUGACCUGAACGAGGUCAUCGCCCGCUACAUGGCAGAGGGCGUAGAGCCGAUAUUUUCUAUCACAGUCAGCUACGAUAUGAAUGACAGUACUACCAACGUUAUCAAACUCUCUGAAGGCAAACUAGGAAUGAAUCAGGAGUCUUUCCUUAAAAACCGGAGUGAUCCAAGUAUCAUGGCAUACCAGAAAUACUUAGCUGAAACAGCCAUUGCGCUUAACGCCAGCCAGGAAGAUGCAGAGAAGGACGCCAAGGAUGUAGUCGAUUUGGAGUUACAGUUAGACAGUAUUAUGGUUUCAAGGACAGACAAACGGAAUUAUACAAAACAGUUGAAUCCAGUCUUGCUGAAAGAUUUGAACUCUAUCUCUAACAAGUUGGACAUUGUCCGCGCUUUGAGAAGGUCGUUUGACACAGUCAACAUCUCUCUGGCAGACAAUGAGCGGAUAAUUAACCUCUACCCGACAUACAUGUCAAACAUCUCUUCAGUUCUCGCGGAAUUCUCUAACAGAACCAUACAGAAUCUGUUCGGGUUCAAGUAUGCCUUGUUAAGGGUUGCCGGUCUGACUCAGAAGUUGAGGGAGAUCAAACUGGUCUAUGAUAAGGCGGCCACUGGAGCUAACGCAGAGCCUCGGACAGACGUUUGUGUUAGCCGGACAUCUGAAGCCUUCUGGAAAGCUUUAAGCAAACAGUACAUUCUCAGAAAGUUUUCCAAGACGGCGAAAUUUUAU